UGCUAUCCAUUGCAACAACAUCAUGAAUGAGUUUUGGCAUUAGGUGCUGAGAAUAGUAUUUAUAUUGCUAAUUGUUUAAAAACUUAUGACAAAAAUUUACAAAAAGAACAGUUUAUCUCUUAAAAGUUCAAUUAAGUAUAAAUAAAGUAAACCAUGUCUUCGUUUAAUUUAAAUGAUCUUGGGGCGCAAUUGAAAGAUGUUACUCAAAAUUCUACCGGCAUCGGUGUAUCUUUCGCAAAGAAAUCACUUAAACUUGAUUCUAAGGAAGAUGCGAUGGAGGUGAUCGAAGCCAUACAAGCAUGUUCAAAUUUAGAAUAUUUGGAUUUAGAAGGAAAUACUUUAGGACCAUUAGCUGCCAUGGCUGUGGCAGAAGCAUUGAAAGAAAAAGGUUCUCCAUUGAAGCGCGCUCUUUGGAAAGAUAUGUUCACUGGCCGUUUAAGAGCAGAGAUACCAAAAGCAUUAGAAUACCUUGGCACUGCUUUAUGUACUGCUGGCACCCAGCUUACUGAACUUGAUUUAAGCGAUAAUGCUUUUGGUCCAGUUGGUGCUGAAGGGAUAGCUACUUUUUUAAGUUCUAGUUCAUGUUAUACUCUCCGUAUAUUAAAAUUACACAACACUGGUCUUGGAACAACAGGUGGCAAAAUAUUAGCAAAAGCAUUAUUAGAUUGUUACGAUAACAGCUCUAAAGCUGGAACACCUCCUUUAGCAUUAAAAGUAUUUGUUGCUGGAAGAAACAGACUUGAAGAUGAAGGUGCAAAAGCAUUAGCAUCUGUUUUUCAAAAAUUAACUAGUUUAGAAGAGGUUGUAAUGCCACAGAAUGGUAUAUAUCAUCAUGGCAUAACAGCCAUUGCUAAUGGAUUAUCGACUAAUUCUGGUCUAAAAAUUUUAAAUCUUAAUGACAAUACAGUUGGAUUUAAAGGAGCUCAAGCUCUUGCCAAAGUUUUACCGAAUUUUCAAAAUUUAGAACAGCUUAAUCUUGGUGAUUGUUUGCUCAAAACACGUGGCAGUUUAAUUUUAGCAGAGGCAUUAGCAGUUAAGGGUAACUAUCCUUCUCUUGCUGAAGUGAAUUUGAGUUACAAUGAAAUUCGUACGAAAGGUGCUAAUUCGAUAGCUCAUGCUAUGGCUGAUAAAAAGCAUCUAAUAGCUCUACAAUUAGAUGGAAAUGCAUUUGGAAAAGAGGGUCGUACCUUGUUGCGUAACUCGCUUACAGUUUCGAAAAGAAUCGAAUCGUUGGGUUCAUUAAGUAAUGAUGAGAGUGAUAGCGAAGAGGAAAAUGAUGAAGAAAAUGUAGAUGAUGAAGAAGAGAAUGAAGAUGAAGAAGAAGAAGAUGAUGAUGAGGAUGAUGACGACGAUGAUGACGACGAUGAUGAUGAAAGUGAAAUUGAAAGUAAGGAAAAUGAAGAUACAGUAACGAACGGCAAUGAAACGUCAAACAAUGUUGCACGAGUAAAAGUAUCUAUCACAGAGUUUUUAAAAUCACCGACAGGAGAAAGGCUAUUACUGUUACAAGAUAAUGUUGUACAAGGUUUUAUAGAUCAUGCCAAAAAUUCAUCAAAAAAUGUUGAUACAUCUCCACAGUUAAGGUUCAUUGAAGAAUAUACAAGAAUAGUCAUGAAAGUAUCAGCACUGUGUACAAGUGGUUAUAUUGAUGUGAGAUUAAGAGCUCAAAAUCUUACAGACAUUUUAUAUUCGAAGUUGUGUUCUUUUGCAACGGAAAAUGAUCAGAUUUCAGUGUGGAAUAAUGCUUUGCUAGUUAACUUAGGUUUAAUAAAGGCUGAAGAUAAAUGCAAUGGAAAGAUUGAUUGGAACUUAGAAGGAUGCUUUAAAGCAUUGGAACAAGUCACUCAGAAAGAUUACUUUUUAGAAGAGAUACGAACCACCUUAAAAAUCUUCCUAGAAAAAUCAACGAAAAGUAGAAAAGCAAAAGUUGCAGAUUCGUUACAAGAGUCAAAAGAUUCUCUCAAAGCUGUAUUGAAUCAUACGCAAAAUGCGGGAUCCCAACCAGGAUGAAACAAGUCCACUGCUAAUGGGGUACAGUGCGAGGAUGGUUGAUCUUUCAUAUACAUUGUUGCCUAAAACGACACAAAUGUAUACGUUAACAAAUAUAAAUAAAUAUUAAACUUCUCUUAAACACAUAUACAUACGAGAAA
This is a messenger RNA of Osmia bicornis bicornis, 2150 nucleotides long. RefSeq names its product ran GTPase-activating protein 1 (gene RanGAP). NCBI's taxonomy places the organism in Eukaryota, Metazoa, Arthropoda, Insecta, Hymenoptera, Megachilidae. Gene Ontology annotation, biological process: signal transduction; activation of GTPase activity; nucleocytoplasmic transport. Gene Ontology annotation, molecular function: small GTPase binding; GTPase activator activity. Gene Ontology annotation, cellular component: perinuclear region of cytoplasm; nucleus; cytosol. The record is from RefSeq and is a predicted model, not a curated record. Bases 154 to 2010 code for a protein of 618 amino acids. The transcript is spliced from 6 exons.